UUGACAUUGUAAACGACAAAAGUCUUUUGCUGUUGUGUUUGAAGAGAUGAUUGACUGAGAAAAAAAACGGCAUCGUUUCAUCACCAUUCUUGUUGCUUCUCCGGUCAUUGUUCUCUUUCACUUUCGUAGAAGUUACAGAGCAAAUAUACGUAAAUUCCCAAACUGGGUUGUUGACCAAAUCCCACAUUCAACGCUGAAAAUUUCAAACUGAUUUGGUACAAGGAAACAAAAAAAGGUUGAAAUUUUGGGAUUUAGGAGUAAAAGUUGAAGGUUUUUUUGGAGGAUUUAACGAUUUGGGGUUGUAAAAAGAGAGAUGAAUCCGAAUUGGGAGCUUCAGAAUUGUUGUAAUCGUGACCAAAAACUAUUUCUUGUUACCAUUGGUGUUUUCACUGUCGCCAUUCUUGUUUUAUGGAGGACAUUUCUUCUGACACCUUUCAAGCUCAUUACUGUAUUCCUUCAUGAAGCAAGUCAUGCUAUCGCUUGUAAGCUCACAUGUGGUCAGGUGGAAGGAAUGAAAGUUCAUGCCAAUGAGGGGGGAGUAACACAAACACGUGGUGGUGUUUAUUGGUUGAUCUUGCCUGCUGGAUAUCUUGGUUCGUCUUUUUGGGGGAUGGUUCUCAUACUUGCAUCGACAAAUCUUCUCACUGCAAAGAUUGCUGCUGGUUGUUUCAUUGCUGCUCUUCUCAUUGUGCUCUUUAUUGCCCAAAAUUGGACACUGCGAGGACUUUGCAUAGGAUUUAUCAUUUUUAUUGCUGCAAUAUGGGUUCUGCAAGAACUAACAACAGUUCGCAUUCUUCGAUAUGUAAUUCUCUUCAUAGGUGUUAUGAACAGCUUGUUUUCAGUUUAUGAUAUAUAUGAUGACUUAAUAUCUAGAAGAGUGAACUCAAGUGAUGCUGAGAAGUUUGCGGAACUCUGUCCCUGUCCUUGUAAUGGUGUUGGUUGGGGAAUUAUCUGGGGGAUGAUAUCUUUUAUAUUUCUUUGUGGAGCGAUGUACCUUGGACUUGUCAUCCUCUCAUGAGGUUCAUGCAAAUGAUGACAUUCAAGGACCUUACAAAUCCUGAAGAACAAAGUUAGCUGCAUUUGUUAAUCUCAUAUUCAUCUCCAUUUCUUCAAUGAUGUUGUAUAGUUUUUAGACAUCUAUUUUUGUUCCCUAUGGGCUCAUUCUUUUACACCCUUUCUUUUGGAUGGGGCUAACAUAGUCAUGACUGUGUUUAUAUACCAAAUUUCAAAGUUUAUCUUACCUUUAUAUUGUGGAAAUUGAUUGCUUAGCAUGUG
Solanum pennellii is the source of this 1275-nucleotide messenger RNA. RefSeq lists its product as uncharacterized. NCBI's taxonomy places the organism in Eukaryota, Viridiplantae, Streptophyta, Magnoliopsida, Solanales, Solanaceae. The record is from RefSeq and is a predicted model, not a curated record. Bases 314 to 1018 code for a protein of 234 amino acids. The transcript has 10 exons.